AUGCAUCUUCUAACUCCAGUGUUAAUAUUCUUGAUUUGCAAUGUGUCGUUUUCAUACAACGAUGACUUUAAUACUGAUGAUUGUCCGUACUUGUCAUUAUUAAGUUCGAGUAUGGAUACAAUCGUCUUCGGGAAUCGCCUGACAUCAAAAUUUUACAUCACAACACAAUCCGAACAUAAUGGAAGUCGAUGCGAGAUACCAUUUACUGAUCCAAUUCUAUGUGGACUAUCCAUUGGUAAAGAACAAAAUUCAACUGAACAAUGGUUUAUCUAUUGGGGUUUUGAUGAGGAUAUCGAAAAAUAUUUUCUCCGAACAAUCUAUUAUUCCUUCAUCACUUCUCACAAAUGCAAAUAUAAUCUCAGUACUCAACAUCAUUUACAUACGGAUUCACUUGUUUUUCAAUUGACUUCUGAUGGAUCCGUGGCUUACGGAUUUGAUUAUAAUUCUGUGUAUGUCUAUGAUUUACAAUUAGAUAUGAUUCGUGAAGUUCAACCAAGAACAGGAAGUCUAGAUUUCACACCGUCGGAUUUGAGUUUAACAAGAACUGCCGAACAAAUCAUCGCGGUUGGAUAUCUGAAAGACCAAAACUCGUCAACUUCGUUGAUGUAUGCAACGGUUUGUUUAUGGAGUGUCAAUCCAGCCAAUUACUCAUUAAUCAUUACGGAUUGUCGUGAGCUUCAUCAUAUUGGUUAUCAUUUCAGCGAAUAUCAUCCGGGACCGAAAUUAUCUGUCGAUAUCAAUGACAAUCUAAUAGUUAUUGGUAAUUCAGCGAAUAAAAGUCUUGAUAUUUAUAUGUUCGAUCGUGUUAAUCUGGUGCAUAAACAUAAAUAUGAAAAUAAUGAAGAGACCAAUUCGGUUUGUUGGCUUGAGGAUGGACAUCGCAUAGCAGCUCUUGCUCAUUUAAGAUCAACUGCUGUUUGGUCUCAAUCACAAAUACAAAUCUAUGAUACAAAUUCGAUUGAAAACAACUGGCCAGAGUAUAUUUUCCCAAAUAAUCAACAAGAAUUGGACACAUGGAAUUAUAAAAAUCCAGCGUUUAUUCUCAUUUCUUCAUGGUCACAAUGGAAUUCCUUGAUUAUUCUAAUGGAUACACAAAAGGUCCUCAUUCUUCUCUCGACACCUGUAGGUUCGUACGCGAAUCCUCUCUCUUAUAGUUGGUUCGACAAUCCAUGGGUAUGGAUUGGAUUAAAAGAUCGACGACAUAAAGAACAGUAUGCCACACCAUGUUGGCCAGGAAUGUUCAAGAACGAAGAUCAUUUUCUUUCAUGUCGGAUUUGUCCAAGUCAAACAAAAAGCGACGGAAAUGCGACAAGCUGUACUUCAUGUCAUUCAUCAUCAUUCUGUCCCAUUGGAUCAGUUGCUGAUAUUAAUCUAACAGACAUGAUCGAUAUCUGUAAUGAAUUAAGUUAUCCUCAGUCACCGGAUUCCACCCAAUUCGAAGACAUUCUCUUGACAAAUAUGUUUCUACUGGGAAGUUCUUCUCGUUGUAUUGUGAUUUCACCGUUAUUCUGGGCACUGAUUGUUUUAUCGAUAGUUCUGAUUAUACUUUUCGUAAUCGGAAUCUUGAAAUUCUUUCCUCAAAGUCAUCGACAUCGAACCAUGAUCAAAGAAAUCUUUCGGCAAACGGACUUUAUUGGCGAAGGAGAAUUUUGGAUUGGAGGUUUAAUGUCAUUUUCUCUACUUGUUCUUCUGAUAUUCGCAUUUUUAUUUACCAAUGAGUUCCAUCGUCUUUAUCCAAUCGAGGAAUCAAAUGAAUCUCGAAUUAUAUGUGACAAAACUCUUCGAAAUUCCAAAUUCGACAGUCGCUUAAAACUUUUAACAACGAUUCAUUCGACCGAAGAUCAAGUUAUGUUUGAUAUGUUAAACAGUCAAUCUUUUACAUUGAUCGUUUCAUUUGUAAAUACAAAUUUUGAUUGCAGUUUAUUGAGUAUUCUAGAAGGUACAGGAGAAAAUCUUCAUGAACCAAUAAGUCCAAUGGAAUGUACACAAAUGAAUACUUCACAAAUUAUUCAUACAUCGAUUCCAUUAUCGCAUCAAGUUACAUUUCAAUAUACAAUUGAACAUUUUGCACCAAUUGGUGGAUUGUAUAUUUGUUUGGUCGCGACAGGAAAUAGAACGGAUGAUGGAAUGAAUACUUUACGAGAUUUGAACUUUUGUAAAUGGAUAGAAGAUAAAAAUCACACGAUUGGGUCGGCACCGGAAAUAACUCUUCUCAUUACAAAGGUGAUCAAUCGAACGGAGAAUUUAGUUCAUGGUGAACCAACGAAAUCGGUCGGAAUUUGGCAAGUGACGUAUAUCGGUUCGGAAUUAUCAGAUCAGAAGUUGUACGAACGACGAGGAGAAUAUCAUCGAUACUUAAGUGUAGACACGGUUUUGAAAGUUGCGUUGGAUGAAAAUCAUUUCUAUGUGGAAAAUGUUCAAGAACCGAUAACGCGAAAAGGUGAAGCGAAUUUUCAUACAAUUCUUUUCAUGAGUCUCUCGUUGGAAAUGUUUUGUUUAACAUUUUUGGUGUUCAAACUUAUCUUUGUCCCGUUAUUUCGUUUCUUGGAACGAAAAAUCCUCUCCCGAACACGUAUUAAACCAUCGACCGAUGAAAACAACGAAGUAGAACUCGAAGUACAAGAAAUUGCAUCGACACGUAACUCUAUUGUUGCAAAACCUUAA
Adineta ricciae is the source of this 2664-nucleotide messenger RNA. The record is from the annotation of a GenBank genome assembly. NCBI's taxonomy places the organism in Eukaryota, Metazoa, Rotifera, Eurotatoria, Adinetida, Adinetidae.